AUGAUCGACAACGCACCCCUCUUUCUCGGCCUCGACGCGAGCACACAGGCGCUGAAAGCCUCGUUGCUCGAUGUCGACCUCAACGUUCUCUCGGAGAUUGAGGUUCGUUUCGAUCGCGAUCUGCCCCACUUCCACACCAAUGGCGGAGUGUCUUCCCCGACAGCAGACGACGACGAGGGCACGGUUGUUGCGCCCGUGAUGCUGUAUGUCGAGUCGCUCGACCUGCUCGCCGAGCGCAUGAAGGCAGCCUCGUGGCCGCUCUCCCGCAUCGAUGCCGUCUCGGCUGCAGGUCAACAGCACGCCUCGGUCUACUUUUCCCGUGCCGCACCGCGCAUUUUCACCACCUUGUCAGCGGACAAGACGCUCAAGGACCAGGUGGAACCUGCAUUCAGCAGGGCAGUCGUGCCCAACUGGCAGGACUCGUCCACGGUCGAGGCGUGCAACGCAUUCGAAAAGGCGCUCGGUGGAGCAGACGAGCUGGCCAAAGUGACGGGUUCAAAGGCACACACAAGAUUUACGGGUCCUCAGAUUUAUAAGUUCAGGACGCAGCAGCCGCAGGCUUACAAGGACACCGAGAGGAUCGGCCUCGUUUCGAGCUUCAUCACCACCAUGCUGUGUGUCGGAGACGGCGAGGACGCAGACACGGUGAUCAAGGGCAUCGACGAGUCAGAUGCGUGCGGCAUGAACUUGCUCGACAUGCGACCUGCAUCUUCCCUCCCUGCUACAGAGACCAGAGGCAAGAUCGAGCCGGGAUGGAACCAGACGCUGCUCGCACUUGCCUCGGGCGAGAGUGAAGGUGCCGAUUCAUCUCUCGGUGGAGCUGUCGAGCUGGAGAAGAAGCUCGGUGUCAUCUACCGCGAUGCCGGUACCCCCAUCGGCAAGAUCGGCAGCUGGUGGACGCGACGCUACGGCUUCAGCCCGGGCUGCCAGGUGUUCCCAGGCACAGGUGACAACCCGGCCACGUUCCUCGCUUUCAGCCUGGCCGAGCGUCAGGCCAUCAUCAGCAUGGGCACUUCGGACACGGUCAUGGUCGCCACGCACCAGUAUGUCCCCGAUCCGAACUUUCACGCCUUCUUCCAUCCCGCUCGACUGCCCUCGAGCGGCGAUGCGUUCUUCAACAUGCUCGUCUACAAGUCCGGCAGUCUGGCGCGCGAGUGGAUCCGCGAUCAGUACUGUGCGAGUAGCUGGGACACGUUCAAUGCGGAUGUGGAACGAUACAAGCUCGAGGACGGAGAGAAGAGGAUUGGUUUUUACUGGUUGAGGCCCGAGAUCAUUCCUUCGGGUGCAUCGGGCGUGCAUCGCUACGCGAAACAGACUGGUGCGGCUGCUGGCAGUGAAUGGCAGAAGGUCAGUGACUUUGGCGAAAAAGGGAUGAACGCAGGCGCAAUCCUCGAAACGCAAUUCCUCAACUACCGAUACCGCUCGUCUUCCAUCAUCGCUGGCCCCUCCGCGUCCUCUUCCGCUUCCGUCGACACCACCACCCUCCCGCUCCAGGCGAUCUACGCCGUCGGAGGCGCAUCAUCCAACCCGACCAUUACACAGACCAUGGCAGACGUCUUCGGAUGCGACAUUGUCAAGCCCGUCCAACCCGCUGAGGACGGCAAGAGCUGGACUCCCGCCAACUACAACUUCUGCUCGGUCGGGGCGGCGUACAAGGCCGUAUGGGGUUGGAGCCGGCUGCAGCUCAAGCAGGGAGAAAAGGUGCCUGAGUUUGACGAAUUUGUUCAUACCACCAAGUCCAGGCAGGCAAAGCAGGCUGGGCUGGGAGGAGUAGGAGCAGGAGCAGGCGAGCGAGUGGAAGGUGGCGUGCAAGUGAUUUGCCGACCGCGAGAGGGCAGGACGCAGGUGUACACCAAAGUCAUUGGCGAAUGGAAGCAGCUCGAGGAACGGGCGCACAAGGAGACGUAA
Sporisorium graminicola is the source of this 1908-nucleotide messenger RNA. RefSeq lists its product as uncharacterized. The record is from RefSeq and is a predicted model, not a curated record. Gene Ontology annotation, molecular function: D-xylulokinase activity. Gene Ontology annotation, biological process: xylulose metabolic process. Bases 1 to 1908 code for a protein of 635 amino acids. Gene Ontology annotation, cellular component: cytosol. The transcript has a single exon. NCBI's taxonomy places the organism in Eukaryota, Fungi, Basidiomycota, Ustilaginomycetes, Ustilaginales, Ustilaginaceae.